UGACCCUGCAGAACCCAGUUACACUAAAGCUGGGCUUCGUGUAGAGUUGAAUAGAUUUAGUAUAGAAUUUGUGUUGAGUAAUUAUAGAGUUAUUAUAGAGUUUGUGGAUCUGCUGAAGCUGCUGAAGCUCUGAGAGAUGAUGGGGGUGAAGCAGGAGAGAGCAGAGGACUGGCCUUCAUUCUACCAGCAGCAGGUUUACUGCGGAACAGAAAGCGUCCGAUUAAGCACCGGACCCUACUCCCCUCCAGAGCAUCACUACCAAAUCUUCGGACCACAGAGAGACCCCGUGACAGGAGGCGACCCUUCGAGACUUGAUGUACAUUCAGGUACAUCCAGUGUCCUGUCUCAACAUCCUCAACAGAGAUGUCCAGAGCAAGACCACAGCGCUCCAGAGUUUCCCGAUCUGAAAUCUGUGUACCGACGAACCUUCAGCCACUCAAAACCUCCGUACUCCUACAUCUCGCUGAUUUACAUGGCCAUCCAGCAGUCGCCCACCAAGAAGCUCACCCUGAACGAGAUCUACGACUGGAUCCGCCAGCUCUUCCCCUACUACCGGCAGAACCAGCAGCGGUGGCAGAACUCCAUCCGCCACUCGCUGUCCUUCAACGACUGCUUUAUUCGAGUUCCUAGAUCGCCGGAGUCUCCAGGGAAAGGUUCCUUCUGGACCCUCCAUCCGGAUUCAGGGAACAUGUUCGAGAACGGAUGCUACAUGCGUCGGCAGAAGCGAUUCCGUUGCGCAGGAGAUACGUCGCCAUCUGGAACCAAGACUUCGUCCAAGAAGGUUGAAGGGGAGGCGGUGAAGGAGGAGGGCAAGAAACAGAAGAAGCCAGGAGUUAAGUCGCCUAUCGCUUCGUCAAUCAAUCCAUCUUCCAUCUCUUCGUCCAUUGCUUCGUCCAUCCCUUCACCAAUGACCUCAACCAUCGCCUCUCCAACACCGGCGCAGCUUCCCAGCCCAGCAGCUGCCCAACAACCUCAACCACAACCACCACCAGCGAUGAACUGCCCUCCAAUGGACUGCCCCCCAAUGCCAAAGUCACCCUCCAGCUCCUCGCCUCUACAGCAGCCUUCCAUCCACACACUGACCCCCUACCCACCUCCAAUUACAGACCCCUCAACCACACAUCUGCCCACCAUCCCAUUCCCCACCAUGACCACUGCCAGCUCCCGUCCAAUGGAAGCCUCCAGCCAUGGAGAGCCCUACCUUCACCAACCACUAACCAUGCAACCACUCAUGGACUUCCAGUGCUACGAACCUCAUAUGAACCCUAUGAGUUACCCAGUUUACUACCCGUCCUCAAACUCCAACAUCCACCACUACAACCCGUACCUCACCAGCAGGGAGGAACCCUCGUACUCAGGAGACUCAAUGUACUACUCUGGACUCAGUAUGUGUUCUGUUCCGGUUCUAAGUUCCUCCUGAAGCACUGCUUUGUAGACUUUUUCCAAGUAAACGUGACUGAAAAGGUUGUUGAGAAGCAAACCAAUGAAAUUAAGAACAUUUUGCUUCUAAAAGCUUUUAAAAAAUCCUUUAUACAAUACAAAGGUUCUGGGAAAUAUGUUAUAUUAUGUGUAGGUUCUUUACAUAAUUUUUAAAAAAUAAAAUGUAUAAAGAGUGUGAAGAUGAGUAAAGAAGUUAAAGAACCUUCACGUAAGGUAAAAAAGAAAGAAAGAACCAUUCUAAAGGAAACCAUUUAAAGGUUUGUCCGUGCCCAGAACCUUGUAAGAUGAUCCCAACUGUACAUUUAUCUCAGCUUGAUCUCAACUUGUUUAACAUGCUUAUAUUUGCUGUAAAUAUUUUUGAAAAUGUUAGAUAAUAAACUCGUCCUCAAAAACUAAAA
Astyanax mexicanus (Mexican tetra) is the source of this 1838-nucleotide messenger RNA. It is a transcript of the gene foxa, whose product is annotated as forkhead box A sequence. Gene Ontology annotation, biological process: cell differentiation; regulation of transcription by RNA polymerase II; anatomical structure morphogenesis. NCBI's taxonomy places the organism in Eukaryota, Metazoa, Chordata, Actinopteri, Characiformes, Acestrorhamphidae. Gene Ontology annotation, molecular function: RNA polymerase II cis-regulatory region sequence-specific DNA binding; DNA-binding transcription factor activity, RNA polymerase II-specific. The record is from RefSeq and is a predicted model, not a curated record. Bases 137 to 1420 code for a protein of 427 amino acids. The transcript is spliced from 2 exons.